GUUUUGAAGAUUCGAUCAUCGUAAUCUUUAGUAACGUUUUUGGGGGAGAAUUUUUAUGCUGGGUUCUGCUCUCUUUGCGGCUGAAGUUUGCUUCUUUGUGACUCUCAAUUUCAAGGACACUUGACGGUGCUAGGUGUAUUGUAUGUUCCGAGUUGCUACACUGAGAUCACCUAAAGAAUAAUUAAGAGCAGGAGAUGAACUUUCGAUCUUUUGGCUUCUCGGGGACAGAAGAGUUAUGCAGUGCCUGUUAGUGCUAUUUGCAAGACGAAUUAGGAGAAGGCGACGAAGAUUUAAGCGAUAACAUGAAUGCUCACAUUUCGGGACAACUCUCUGGGCAGGUUCCAAACCAAGGGACAAUCCCGCAGAAUAAUGGAAACUCUCAAAUGCAGAAUGUAGUUGGUGGUACUGGUGUUGCUGGUGCUGCUACUGGUACUGCUACUGCUACUGGUGUAAGGCCUGCACGUAAUAUCGUUGGUGCCAUGGAUCACGAUAUUAUGAAACUUCGACAGUAUAUGCAAACUCUUGUAUUUAACAUGUUACAACAACGGCAACCAUCUCCUGCUGAUGCUGCAUCAAAGGCAAAGUAUAUGGAUGUUGCUAGACGUUUAGAAGAGGGGCUGUUUAAGAUGGCUAUCACAAAGGAGGAUUACAUGAACCGGACAACCCUUGAAUCUCGGAUUACAAGCCUAAUAAAAGGCAGACAGAUGAAUAACUACAAUCAGCGACAUGCUAAUUCUUCUUCGGUUGGAACGAUGAUACCUACUCCAGGAUUAUCACAGAAUGCGGGUAAUCCUAAUUUGAUGGUUACAUCUUCUGUUGAUGCUACAAUAGUUGGCAACACCAACAUCACAAGCACAGCUGUGAACACUGGAAACCCUCUAAUUGCUGGUGGCAUGCAUGGAGGUAAUAUGUCUAAUGGAUACCAGCACUCAUCGAGAAACUUUUCUCUUGGUUCUGGAGGGAGCAUGACAUCCAUGGGUUCUCAAAGAAGUACUGGCCAUAUGAUUCCUACACCUGGGUUCGUUAAAAGUGUUACUAAUAACAACAGUGGUGGAUUUUCUGCUGAGCCCACAAUUAUACCUCAGUCUCAGCAACAGCAACAAAGGCAACAUACUGGUGGUCAAAUUAGUCACAUGUUGCCCAACCAGAUGGAUGCUGGCCUUAGACCCGACAUGCAAUCAAAGCCAUCUGGUGUGGCCAAUAGCUCUGUAAAUGGUGGUGUUGGAGCGAACGAAAAAAGUGUAGACUCAGGUUCAUCUUACACUAAUGCGUCCAAAAAAUUACAGCAGGGGGAAGGUUAUAGCACAACAAAUCCUGACCCCUUCGAUGGAGCUAUAACAUCGGCUGGGACGAGGACAAAUGCUCAGAAUAUCAAUACAGCAAGUUUACAGCCUGUGUCCAGAGUUAGCUCUUCUCUGUCACAUCAACAACAAUUUCAGCAACCGCCUAAUCGAUUUCAGCAACAACCAAAUCAGAUUCAACAGCAGCAGCAGCAAUUUCUCAAUCAAAGGAAAUUGAAGCAGCAGACUCUGCAGCAACAUAGAUUAAUAAGCAAUGAUGGCUUGGGGAAAACUCAAGUGGAUUCAGACAUGAUUACGAAGGUGAAACAUGAACCUGGAAUGGAGAACAAGAGUCAGGCUACGCACUCCCAAGCAUCUGAACGAUUCCAGCUUUCUCAGCUCCAGAAUCAAUAUCAGAACUCUGGAGAAGACUGCCAUGCAGACGCUCAGCUUCUCCCAGUCAAAAGUCAGAGUGAUAUAUGCACACCACUCCCUCAAAAUAGCCAACAGAUUCAGCAAAUGCUGCACCCGCAGAAUAUAGGUUCUGAUUCUGGCAACAGUUUUAGCAAUCUUGCUGUUGGAGUAAAAUCAGAAUCCAAUCCACGAGGUCAGUGGCCUUCCAAGUCUCAGGAAAAUACUCAAAUGUCUAAUGCUAUUUCAAGUGAAAAGCACAUUCAGGAGGAUUUCCGUCAAAGAAUUACCGGAAUGGAUGACGCUCAACCUAAUAAUUUGACUGAAGGGUCUGUUAUUGGUCAAAAUCAUACUUCUACUAUAUUGGAAUCCCAUAAUUUGCAAAAUUCUAUUGGUACCACAUGUAGAUAUGGAAAUGUAAGUCACGAUCCCAAGUUCAAAAAUCAACAGAGAUGGCUCUUGUUUCUACGUCAUGCACGGAGUUGCAAACCACCAGGAGGGAAGUGCCAAGAUCAAAAUUGCGUAACGGUUCAGAAACUAUGGAGUCACAUGGACAACUGUGCUGAUCCUCAGUGUUUGUAUCCCCGCUGUCGUCACACAAAGGCAUUGAUUGGCCACUAUAAAAACUGCAAGGAUCCACGGUGCCCCGUCUGUGUGCCAGUGAAGACCUAUCAGCAACAAGCUAAUGUGCGCGCCCUGGCCCGUUUAAAAAACGAAAGCAGUGCUGUCAGUUCAGUGAAUAGAUCUGUAGUAUCAGAUGAUUCACUACGCGCUAAUGGUGGAGCGGUUUCUGGUACCCCUCGUUGUGCUGAUACUUUAGAUAAUUUGCAACCUUCAUUAAAGCGGUUGAAGGUGGAGCAGUCUUUUCAACCAGUGGUCCCUAAGACUGAAAGUUGUAAAAGCUCCAUUGUUUCUACAACAGAGGCAGAAUUUUCUCAGGAUGCUGAAAGAAAGGAUCAUAGGCCGUUGAAGUCAGAGAUCUUGGAAGUGAAAGUGGAAAUUCCUGAUAUUUCUGUUCAAGCAGGAUUCGGCAUCAAAGAAACGAAAAGUGAACCUUUUGAAAAUGUUCCCAAGCCUAAGCCUGUCAGUGAACCAGGUAAACAUGGUUUAUCUGGUGACUCGCCAAAGCAAGAAAACAUCAAAACGGAGAAAGAGCCUGGACGGCCGAAGAAAGAAGAUCUGGUGGAGUCUCCUGAACUUACAUCAAAAUCUGGAAAACCAAAGAUAAAGGGUGUUUCUUUAACUGAAUUGUUCACUCCCGAACAAGUGAGAGAGCAUAUUCGUGGUCUUCGUCAGUGGGUUGGCCAGAGUAAAGCCAAAGCAGAAAAGAAUCAGGCAAUGGAGAAUUCGAUGAGUGAGAAUUCCUGCCAGUUAUGUGCGGUGGAGAAGCUUACAUUUGAGCCACCACCUAUUUAUUGUACUCCUUGUGGUGCUCGAAUCAAGAGGAAUGCGAUGUACUAUACUGUUGGAGGUGGUGAAACUCGUCAUUACUUCUGUAUUCCCUGUUAUAAUGAAUCCCGAGGAGACAGUAUUCUCGCUGAAGGGAAGUCAAUACCAAAGGAAAAACUCGAGAAAAAGAAAAACGAUGAAGAGACUGAAGAAUGGUGGGUCCAAUGUGAUAAAUGUGAGGCCUGGCAGCAUCAAAUAUGUGCUCUAUUUAAUGGGCGGAGGAAUGAUGGGGGGCAAGCUGAGUAUACCUGCCCAAAUUGCUAUAUAAUUGAGGUGGAGCAAAAUGAGAGAAAGCCUUUACUUCAGAGUGCUGUUCUUGGAGCGAAAGAUCUGCCAAGAACAAUUCUCAGUGACCAUAUAGAGCAGCGGUUGUUUAAAAGGCUGAAGCAGGAAAGGACUGAGAGAGCCAGGGUUCAAGGAACAAGUUAUGAUGAGAUUCCAACUGCUGAAUCCCUUGUGGUUAGAGUUGUUUCAUCUGUUGACAAGAAGCUGGAAGUCAAAUCUCGAUUUCUUGAAAUUUUUCGGGAGGAUAAUUUUCCGACAGAAUUUCCAUACAAGUCCAAGGUGGUUCUGUUGUUCCAGAAGAUAGAAGGUGUAGAAGUAUGCUUGUUUGGGAUGUAUGUCCAAGAGUUUGGAUCCGAAUGUUCAAAUCCUAAUCAACGCCGUGUUUAUCUCUCGUAUUUGGAUUCUGUUAAGUACUUUAGACCUGAUAUUAAAUCUGCUAAUGGAGAGGCUCUGCGUACUUUCGUUUACCACGAAAUUCUUAUUGGUUACCUGGAAUACUGCAAAUUGCGUGGUUUCACGAGCUGCUACAUAUGGGCUUGUCCACCACUGAAGGGCGAGGAUUAUAUCCUAUAUUGCCAUCCAGAAAUUCAGAAAACACCAAAGUCCGAUAAACUACGGGAAUGGUACUUAGCAAUGUUGAGAAAAGCUGCAAAGGAAGGAAUUGUUGCGGAAACUACAAAUCUAUAUGACCAUUUUUUCUUGCAAACUGGUGAAUGUAGAGCUAAGGUUACAGCAGCUAGGCUCCCGUACUUCGAUGGUGACUACUGGCCAGGUGCAGCAGAGGAUAUCAUAUACCAAAUGAGUCAAGAAGAUGAUGGUAGAAAGGGAAAUAAGAAAGGAAUACUCAAGAAACCCAUCACAAAAAGGGCUCUUAAAGCAUCUGGCCAAUCGGAUCUCUCUGGGAAUGCUUCCAAAGAUCUGCUGCUAAUGCAUAAACUUGGUGAGACCAUUCAUCCAAUGAAGGAGGAUUUUAUCAUGGUUCACUUGCAGCAUUGUUGCACGCAUUGCUGUUCACUGAUGGUAACUGGAAAUCGUUGGGUUUGCAGCCAAUGCAAAGAUUUCCAGUUAUGUGAUGGAUGUUAUGAGGCUGAACAGAAACGAGAAGACAGAGAAAGACAUCCUGUUAAUCACAAAGAUAAACAUAAACUUUUUCCUGUUGAGAUCGCCGAUAUUCCUACGGAUACUAAGGACAGAGAUGAGAUACUUGAAAGUGAAUUUUUUGAUACAAGGCAAGCAUUCCUGAGUCUAUGUCAAGGGAACCAUUAUCAGUAUGAUACACUGAGGCGGGCAAAACAUUCUUCCAUGAUGGUGCUUUAUCAUCUGCAUAAUCCAACUGCUCCUGCCUUUGUGACAACAUGUAACGCAUGUCACCUCGAUAUUGAAAGUGGUCAAGGCUGGCGUUGUGAAGUUUGCCCAGACUAUGAUGUGUGCAAUGCUUGUUACAAUAAAGAGGGUUGUAUUAAUCAUCCUCAUAAGUUAACAAAUCAUCCAUCUCUAGCUGAGCAAAACGCUCAGAAUAAAGAAGCUAGGCAAUUGCGGGUCUUGCAGCUCAGAAAAAUGCUCGAUCUUCUGGUGCAUGCGUCGCAAUGCCGUUCUCCACUUUGUCAAUAUCCCAAUUGCCGCAAAGUGAAGGGGCUAUUCCGACAUGGUCUCCGCUGCAAAAUACGUGCCUCAGGAGGUUGUGUUCUAUGCAAGAAAAUGUGGUAUCUCUUGCAACUCCACGCUCGGGCCUGCAAGGAAUCCAAGUGUGAUGUACCUCGAUGCGGGGACCUAAAGGAACAUCUGAGAAGGUUACAACAGCAAUCAGAUUCACGACGCAGAGCUGCCGUCAUGGAGAUGAUGAGACAGAGAGCCGCAGAAGUCGCUGGAACCUCCGGUUGAUUAAUUUGUAAAUACUAAUUUCAUUUAGGAUCGAAGCAGAAGUGGAAGGUAAUCUUCUUCCGAAGGUUAAGAAGAUAAAAGAAGCUGGUGUUUAUGAUCUCCACUUGGAGAAGAUGAAGAAAUAGUGAAUAACAGC
Molecule: messenger RNA, 5442 nt
Organism: Arabidopsis arenosa
Lineage: Eukaryota; Viridiplantae; Streptophyta; Magnoliopsida; Brassicales; Brassicaceae
Source: the annotation of a GenBank genome assembly